AUGACACGAAUCAACAAACAACUGCUGCAGUUUGAAGACCAACCAGAUGUACAACACCGUUUGAGGUGGACAAGGACAAGGAGCAGUGACAGAACCUUCCUGUUCAAUUUCGCCAUCGACGACAUUAUGCGAAUGCGAACAGUCGAUCAAUGUCCUGCCGACAUCGUCUUAGCACCAUCAAGGAAACUUCAACUUGUUGUCAAUCUUGUGUCAAAGCUGGGAGCAACCUAUGGAAUACGUCUACACUCUGAUAAACGGAGGCAGAUGUGGGUCUCUUCGAGACCUCGAACGGGAAUGGACGGACAGCCGAUAGAACUCGUUGAUAAGUUGUGUUACCUGGGCUACGCUGAAGAACAACGGCAACUACGAGAAAGACAUUAA
Molecule: messenger RNA, 381 nt
Organism: Necator americanus (New World hookworm)
Lineage: Eukaryota; Metazoa; Nematoda; Chromadorea; Rhabditida; Ancylostomatidae
Exons: 2
Coding region: 1-381 (126 amino acids)
Source: RefSeq, a predicted model, not a curated record